Molecule: messenger RNA, 795 nt
Organism: Neurospora tetrasperma FGSC 2508
Lineage: Eukaryota; Fungi; Ascomycota; Sordariomycetes; Sordariales; Sordariaceae
Exons: 2
Coding region: 1-795 (264 amino acids)
Molecular function (GO): oxidoreductase activity, acting on the CH-OH group of donors, NAD or NADP as acceptor
Source: RefSeq, a predicted model, not a curated record
AUGCCACCAACCAACCUCCUAGCCUCCAAAACCGCCAUCAUCACCGGCGGCACAACCGGCAUCGGCCGCGCCAUCACCCUCGCCUAUCUCUCCCAAGGCUGUUCCGUAGCCGUUAACCACCUCGAUCUCCCGCGCGACCGACACCACGUCGACUCUUUGAUCGCCGAAGCCGCAGCCCUCAAGUCUUCCUCCUCUUCACCGCAGCACACAACAAUAGGCGACCUAGCUUUACUACCCGGCGACGUCCGCGACCCGUCCACUGGUCCAGCCCUAGUCAAAUUCGCCCUCGACACCUUCAAGACCGACCGCCUAGACAUUUGCGUCUCCAACGCCGGCAUCUGCCAAUUUGCCGACUUCUUAGACAUGGAUGCCGACUUAUUCAGCAACACGGUCCGAACCAAUCUCGACGGAGCAUUCUACGUCGUCCAAGCGGCAGCCAGACAGAUGGCGCGUCACCAGGAUCCGCCGGGCGGAAGCAUAAUAGGCAUCAGCUCCAUUUCUGCGCUGGUGGGAGGCGCAGAGCAGACGCAUUAUACGCCCACCAAGGCGGGGGUGUUGAGUCUGAUGCAGAGUAUAGCGUGUGCGUUGGGGAGGUAUGGGAUACGGUGUAAUGCUAUACUGCCGGGGACGGUGGAGACGCAGUUGAAUGAGGGGGAUUUGAACGCUGACGAGGAAAAGGGAAGGGAGAAGAGGAGGUAUAUGGAGGGACGGAUACCGCUGGGACGACUGGGAAGGCCGGGGGAUGUGGGCGGGCCGGCGGUGUUUUUGGCGUGUGAGGAGUUGAGUGGGUAUUGA